AAGCUGCAAAAAGGUUACGAUUAAUGCUGAGUUUUGCUGUUGGUAGUCUUCUUGGUGAUGUUUUUCUGCAUUUGCUACCUGAGGUCUGGGCACACAUGGACAGAGAUAAUUAUAUCAGCCAUUUAAAAAUUGGUCUUUGGGUGGUAUCAGGACUUCUUUCAUUCAUGAUUGUUGAAAAGAUGAUGGGAGAUGAGAGUGAGUUUGAACAUCUUCAUGACACAUGUGACGAUACUUCUACAAUUUCUACACAAGGCGAACAAGAACAUUUAAAGAAAUCAGGAGGAUCAACAUCUAUGAUGACUUGUAACACAGGCAGAAAUCCUAGAAUGUGCAGUAAACGACAGAUUAAAUGUGAACAGAGAUCCUUAAAGGAAUAUGAAAAAUGUACAGUGAUUGAAAACGUAAACACAGCUGUAGACACAGUUCCAACAUCCAGACAGGACAUAGACACCAAAAUAAAGGUGAGCGGUUACCUCAACCUUUUAGCAAAUAUGGUGGACAAUUUUACGCAUGGCUUAGCUGUAUCUGCAAGCUUUUGUAUAAGCACAAAGGUUGGUCUGAUCACAACAUUAGCCAUAUUAUUGCAUGAAAUUCCCCAUGAAGUCGGAGACUUUGCUAUUCUUCUCAGAUCAGGCUUCGACAGGUGGAGAGCUGCCAAGGCUCAGUUUUUAACAGCAUUAGGAGGUGUUAUUGGUGCUGUUACAACAUUGACUACGGAAUCUGCACAAGUGGCUGGUGAGAAAGCAGUUUGGGUUCUACCAUUCACUUCAGGUGGCUUCAUGUAUAUAGCUCUGGUUACUGUAGUUCCAGAUCUUUUACAGGAAAAACAUGGAUGGGAAUCUACAAAACAGGUGGCGUGUGUCUGCUUUGGUGUACUGUCAAUGAUAUUUGUAACUGUGGCAUUUGAAUAA
Candidula unifasciata is the source of this 911-nucleotide messenger RNA. The record is from the annotation of a GenBank genome assembly. NCBI's taxonomy places the organism in Eukaryota, Metazoa, Mollusca, Gastropoda, Stylommatophora, Geomitridae.